AUGUCCUCACAUUAUAAAGCAGUAGUUGCAGAUUUUGAUGGAACUAUUGUUGAUGGAUUACACGCGUGGUUUGAUAUGUAUGACGCAUUUGAAAAAUCGAAUGGUGUAGUAUUGACACCUGAACAGAAAGAGAAGGUAUAUGUUGGGAGUGUUCAAAGUGUAGCGCACAACUACUUGUGUACAUUCCCACAAUUGUCUCACACAUUCACUCAAGAAACGUUAACAAAUUAUUUUGUUGAUAACUCACGGGAGGCAACACUCAACGCAAAACCUAUAAGUGGUGCCAUCGAGUUCAUAAAAACACUUCAUUCACACAACAUCCCUUUUGCAAUCGCUUCUUCGUCUACUAAAGGCACUAUCAAUUUGUUUCUUGAAAAACAUGGAAUACUCAAUUGUACCAAUUUUAUUAUUGUUGGCUCUGAAAUGAAAAGGUGUAAGCCAUAUGCUGAUAUUUACAUUGAAGCCUCUAAAAGACUUGGGGUUGAUAUUAAAGACACAGUCGUAUUCGAAGACUCAAAGUUGGCUCUUCAAAAAGCAAAAGAAGCGGGUUUCAUGACUGUUUUAAUUCAAUCGGUAGCAAAAGGCGACUCUCAAUGUUGUGAUAUUGCAGUCGACUCUUUCGAUGACGAAAGAGUAAAAAGCCUCUUUUUUUAA
Molecule: messenger RNA, 654 nt
Organism: Entamoeba invadens IP1
Lineage: Eukaryota; Evosea; Mastigamoebida; Endamoebidae
Product: 2-deoxyglucose-6-phosphate phosphatase, putative
Exons: 1
Coding region: 1-654 (217 amino acids)
Molecular function (GO): phosphatase activity
Source: RefSeq, a predicted model, not a curated record